GUCGCUGCGGUGUACGUAGUGUGGGUGGGCUACCGAUCUCACUAUCAGCGCAUUGAUCGACAUCCUCCUCGAUAGCUUUUCUCGUCUCACUCGUUCCUCCUGCUCUCCAGCGGAGCCGUCCACUAUUAGGAAAGCAUUGCCUUAGCGACAGUGCUCUGCUAGGACCCAUAAGGAAGCGCCCGUGAUUGCGCCGACGACGACCUCAUCGCACGGUCAUAUAUCGCGUCGCGUUUGCUGCGAACAAAGCACCGCCAUGCGGUAGAGGAGCGCACUACCUUGCAGUUCAUGAGGCACUUGGCCUGCAAUGUCCAAGUCACCAACAGUAGCGACCAUUGCGAAAGACAAGAGAGCGUCCACGAACGAAAGCCUCGAUAACAUGGCAUCUACAACGCUCGUGCCAGGCGCAGCUCCAUUUCUACUCAAAGCGGAGGACGUCGAGACCUUGGCUCAUUCCCACGGCUUCAACAUUCUCCGCAAUCAUCUGGCCGAACAUUACGAUUAUGGAUUCUGUGGCAGCCAUUCCGCUGCGACUCCGGAAACUCUUGAGCGUUGGCUGGUAAUACGCGACAUCCUUCACGCAUUGCUUGUUCCGGUCGUCGAACUAUUUGACAGAGCGUGCGGCGUCGCCUCUGCUGCAACACACGCAACGAAGCUCGAAGACCUGGAGUACGCCUUCACUGGUCAAUCGCGAAGCGCUUUCGUCUGGAUCCAGUGCUUCCUCAGCGCAGAGAAGGAACGCGAUUGGUGCUACACACGUGGCUGCCCCGCGUGCGUUGUGGAACACUCUCUGGACUCCGAAUUCACUAUCAGGUUGCUCUACGCCGCUUGCCUGCUGAGCGAUGUGCAUUAUCCAUUCACAAUCGAAGGCCCCACAUUGCCAUCAUUUAUGUUCUUUCUGGAGUCCGUGCAAAGAGCUGUCGAGGAAGACUCAUUAUUCGGCGAAGGAUUCCUCGAGAGAAUGCAGCCCAAAGCUAAUGUCACGAGAGACGGGAUAGAAGAACUCAUUCACCAAUGCCUGGAGUUGGACGUUGUACUAUCACAACCGUCAUCGCCAGAUGGCACUACUCCCGCAUCUUCUGCCCCAGCAAGCCCUGUUGUUGGACCCUGCGGAACUCCUGGAAUCAAGAUCAAACGUAGCCGAAUGGCUCGAAAACAGAUGAGUCUACAGCUAGAGGAAGCGGAAUGGGUGGAGUGCAUGAUGAAGCAAGUUUGGGACACGUUGCAACCAGUCGUCGACGCUGGCAGUCUGGAUGCUGUGGCCGUACCCAAACCCGGGCCUACAGUAACCGUGAAGGAGGUGCCAGCAGAGUGAACAAGGAUACACCCAGGAUGUCGGAAUCACAAGACCCUCCUGAGCACUUCCCUCCAGCCACUACAACCCGAAUACAGCAUAUUGGAUGUAAGGAGGCCACCUCACGCUACCCAAGACGAGGGAGUAAAGCCCAAAACAGCCUUGAUCCCGCGGACACGUGGAUACAAACACGGCAUACAGCUCUGAAUCACAGCCACAGCAGGAUGAGUCUGGAACGAGGGCAAAGUGGCGUUGGAGGCGAGUUUCGUCCAGAUAAUACGUGUCGAUGUGGGGCCGUGGGUAAGCGUGCAUUGCCACAGUUGACUGCGGAAAGGGAAUGCGUCCGUAAGGACGAACAAAGCCAAGGAGGCGCGAGAGGUUGGGGGCUCGAAUCGGAGUAGGAACCCCGAAAGAAGACCGCAAAGGUCAUGUAGCUCGGAGAUCAAUCUUAAUGCAUAGUCGUUGCAAUACCCAAAAAGCGUUAUGAACCG
Messenger RNA from Cercospora beticola, 1782 nucleotides. RefSeq lists its product as uncharacterized. Lineage: Eukaryota; Fungi; Ascomycota; Dothideomycetes; Mycosphaerellales; Mycosphaerellaceae. The record is from RefSeq and is a predicted model, not a curated record.